CCAAGAUGGCGUCGGACUUGUAAACUUCGUGUAUGUAUGCGUGUUCACCUUUCGCGCGGCGUCGGACACUUAAAAACAUGAAUUAUUGACUUGGAAUUGGUAAAUUUCUUGCCGCCAAUCUUGUUUAAGAUAUUGGCUUCUUAUGUCCUUCAUUCAGAGUCUUGGAUCUCGUAAAUCUAUCUUCGAUAAUUCGGAAUUCUAGAGAUUAAUUUUUUCUUCAACGCAGUGAAUAGACGCCAUAAUUAGAUAUUGACUGCAGCAGGUGAACUUGUUCGCCUUUUGUAUUAUCCUUGUUCUUUUUUAAAGUAAUUUACAGAUUAAUUAUUUUGCUCUACACAACAUCCAAAACUUGACGAAUACGUAACAUCUGUGUAUACGUAAAUAAAUGUUUUAAAGUUGAAACUACAAAAAGAUAUUCAAGGUAGCAAUGUGGCUAUUUUACUUGUAGUUAUGAGAUUGAGUUAAAUUUAUACUAGGUAUUUUAGCAUGAACUGAAGUCUAUCAAAACAUAUUUUUGUGUACGUAGCUACACAAAGCAGCAAUUUUAAAUUGUAAGUUUUACUGAAAUCAGUAUACAAGUCAUUAUUCCUUCAAAGCAAUUUCAGAAUUUUGAUACCUGUAAAUAACAUUUUCAAGAUCUACCAACGAGCUAAUUCAAAGAGUUUUGAAGUGAUUUUGACAAAAAUCAAUGGUGCCUAACUGAUUAAAAUGUUUAACUACAUUUGGUCAUUGAUUAGCUGGUACCUAAGACCUUUUGUGAAAUGGAUUUUACAUCACACAACCCAUAUGUGUGAGUUGCAAAGGAUAUGUUAUGGAGAACGUACUGGUGCACCUCGCACGUUUGGUGUAGAAAAUUCACUCAGGCUUUCUAAGAAUCUAGAUAUUAAAUCUUUACUUUCCUACUUGGAUGAUGUAACAGCUCACAAGGGUAUAACUGCAAGAAGUGAGCGAGGUAUAUUAGAAGAAACUAUUAGAACCGUAUUAAUAGCUAAGAAAAUAAAUCCCACAGCACAUCCUGACUUUGCAAAGUUAUUUGGUAAGUGUGUUGAGUUAAUUUGGGGUUAUAGACAAUUAUGUGUAGAAUGUGAGGAAUUGAGACAGACACCCUACGAUUCUGAUAAUCCGUCUCAUGAGAGCUUGCUGUUGAAAUUUUGGAACCUUUUAAUGCCUUUCGAACAACUCGAAGCAAGAAUAACAAAACAAUGGCAGGAUAUAGGUUUUCAAGGUGAUGAUCCAAAGACUGAUUUUAGAGGCAUGGGCAUUUUAGGAUUGGAGAAUCUUGUUUAUUUUGCCCAAGAGUAUCCUACGGCAGCAACACAUGUCUUGUCACAUUCUAUGCAUCCACGGUAUGGUUAUGCUUUUGCUAUUGUUGGUAUUAAUCUAACAAGCAUGGCAUUGCGAUUACUGAAAGAUGGAUCAGCCAAAUCACAUAUGUAUAAUUCAUUAAAAACUCUACCAUCAAUUAGUGCCUUUCAUCAGUUUUAUUGUUAUUUAUUCUACGAAUUUGAUGGAUUUUGGAUUGAAUCCAAACCUAGUAAUAUUAUGGAAUUUUCUUCUAUUCAAGAGAAAUUUGAAAACAACAUCAGAGUGGCUCUUGCCAACCCUUCUACAGUUUUUAGGAUAAAUUUAUCUGUAGACAAUAUUUAGCAUAAGUGU
Molecule: messenger RNA, 1656 nt
Organism: Phymastichus coffea
Lineage: Eukaryota; Metazoa; Arthropoda; Insecta; Hymenoptera; Eulophidae
Product: ELMO domain-containing protein 2
Exons: 2
Coding region: 709-1647 (312 amino acids)
Molecular function (GO): GTPase activator activity
Source: RefSeq, a predicted model, not a curated record